This is a messenger RNA of Aspergillus piperis CBS 112811, 1533 nucleotides long. Its product is annotated as putative SIR2 family histone deacetylase. The record is from RefSeq and is a predicted model, not a curated record. Bases 323 to 1477 code for a protein of 384 amino acids. The transcript is spliced from 2 exons. NCBI's taxonomy places the organism in Eukaryota, Fungi, Ascomycota, Eurotiomycetes, Eurotiales, Aspergillaceae. Gene Ontology annotation, molecular function: NAD+ binding.
AUGCUCUACUCUAUAGUCUAAACAGAAAGCGGCAAGCAAAAUCGGUCGACAGCAAACAAAGACGCGUUGAUGGAAUGAAGCAGAUGGCCGGCGAUGACGUUCGCAGAGUCUGCGAAGGGUGCAGAUCACGUGGGGCGAUCCGGGGUAGCUCCUCUCAGUCUAGACCAAGAAUGGACACUCAGAUCGACUGCUUCCACUUUUCUUCUUCCUGGUAACGCUUUGUUCCUUGUCUCGACGACAAUAUCCUGCAUCAUCUAUUCUGGUCUUCUGACCAGUCAGUGCCAUCCGAUUUACUUCAACCUCCCUCAAUCAUGUGGCUUCAAUGACUGCUCCAGCAAUUCGGAUUCCCUUCACGGGCCCUCUACCUCCGCCGAUUAUUGUCCCUCCGUCCGCACGCACGGUCGCAGGUGCCAUUGAUGCGCUCUUAACCUUUUUGACGGCCCCUCCGUCGCCGCAUCUGCGCGGCGUUGAUGUAGGCAGGCAUUCCCAGACGGUGCUCUUGACAGGCGCUGGCAUCUCGGUAGCUUCAGGCUUAUCCGACUAUCGGGGGGAGAAUGGCACGUACAUCACAAACAAGACGUAUCGACCGAUCUACUACCACGAGUUCGUCGCUCGCCAUGAGUUUCGCAAGCGAUAUUGGGCGCGGAGCUUCAUUGGGUGGCCGGGACUCCUGAAGGCGAAGCCAAAUUCGACGCACUGGGCUAUAAAAGACAUUGGUACGAAAGGCUAUAUUAGUUCAGUGGUGACCCAAAAUGUCGACUCCUUCCAUUCUGUCGCACAUCCCGAGCUGCCCACUCUCGAACUCCAUGGCUACUUACGUUCUGCGGUCUGCAUCAAUUGUCGAACUGAAGUUCCGCGGGACGAAUUUCAGCAGUCGCUUGAGAGACUCAACCCUGCCUGGGCAGAGUUUCUCAAGAAAAUGGUCGAUAUUGGUGCGCUGAAUGCGGACAACCCUGAGGAGCAGAGACGGAGGGGCUUGAAAAUCAACCCGGAUGGCGAUGUAGAUUUACCAGAAGCCCCUUACUCGACCUUUCGGUAUCCAGCAUGUCCAACCUGUUUGGAAAAGCCACCCCGGCUGCAAGACGGGUCCCAAUCCCGGGUGGAGGUAGAGCGAGAUGGGGCUUGGCUUCCAAUUUCUACAGCGGGAAUUCUGAAGCCGGCGGUUAUUAUGUUUGGAGAGAAUAUCGACCCAGCCGUCAAGGUGGGUGCAGAAGAGGCCAUCGACGAUGCGGGCAGACUCCUUGUCCUGGGCAGUAGUCUCGCCACAUACUCAGCAUGGCGCCUAGUGGAACGGGCCUAUAAGCGAGGGAUGCCAAUCGGCAUCAUCAAUAUAGGAGGUGUCCGGAAUGAGUCGAUCCUCUUUAGCAAGGCGGAGCAAGAAACGGAGGCUGUAUGCCGGCAUGUCCGUUGCAGUCUCCCGUCCCAGGACAUUCUAGGCCCUGUGGCAGCACAACUGCCUUCACUUACUCGUCAUUAGUGUCUUUGUAUAGAUUAAAGAGGAUGUGAUGUAUAGAUGACGGUGAGCUGUAUGAC